AUGGCUGCGAGUGGGCGGGGAAAGAAGUCCAAGGCCAGUCAAUCGACCGGACCAGUCGACACCAAGAUGAACGGACACACAAACGGGCACGUCUCGCGGCCGUCCAAGCCGGUGAGACAGAGGAGGAGGGCAAGUGCAUCGGGUCGGGGAUUCAGCAUAGUUGCCAGGUUCGUCACUGUCCGUAGCUCAUCGGCAGUCUCCUCUAACCAUGUCGUGUUCGUUAGAUUGUUGCUCUGGUACACAAUAGCCACUGUCCUAUUCCGCUGCCCAUCAUCGCCCGCGGAGCUCACGGAAGACUCGCCAAGGGUCUGCAAGCCCUACUUUACCGUGCGGACACACACUUUGCCAUACACACAGCCGUACUACGACGCCUACGUGGCCCCAUACGUCCAUCAGGCUCGUCCGUACUAUGACCGCCUCGACAAGCAGAUCAUCACCCCUGCGACUGCCUUCACCAGCCAGAAAUACGAAACAUACGGCGCUCCUCGAGUGGCCCAAGCACAGAAGUACGCACAAUCUCAGUGGGAGAAGAGUGUUCGCCCUCAGCUGCAAACAGCUCAAGCAAAGGCCAAGGCACAAUAUGGCGCCUCUCUCGCUCCACAUGUCGACAAGGCGUCAGCUGCGGUACUCCCGUACUACGACAACGCGAGAUCCACCGUUCUUGACACAUACCAACAAAGGCUCCUUCCGGCGUAUGUCGCCUCCAUGCCAUAUGCUCAGCUGGUCUACGCUCAAGGCCACCACCUCACCGUGGAUGUGGUGUAUCCGUACUUCAGCAUGGCCCGCCGGUCCUCCACCUCCUUCUUGAAGCGUACCAUCUGGCCCAGACUCCGAAUCCUGUAUGGCGAAAACGUCGAGCCGCAGUUGAUGAGGAUAAGUGAAAGACUUGGUCGAUACAAGGAUAGCAAGAAGUUGGAAGCCGCAGUAGAGUCCGUCGACGUUUCUUCGUCUCUUAGCUCCGCCACUUCCACGGUCGAAUCCCUGACAUCUUCGGCAGCCGGGACCAUCAUUGAAGCUGCGCAGUCUAUUGAAACACCGACUGGCUCAGCCGUAGCCGAAACUCCGGACAGCAAAGAUGAGACGCGUGAGAAGAUUGAGAAUGAUCUAAAGGUAUGGCAGGAGAAGUUCGCCAGGGCUGCAGACAAAGGCAGCGAAGACCUCGAAGGCCGUGUCAAAGAGAUAUCUGAGCGACAGGUCGACAGCCAAGCGCACGGUGUUGGCAAGGCGCUUGUGGUUGAACUUGAGGGGACAACGGAGGCAUCUGUCCAGCGUGUCAAGGACACUAUCGCGCGAGUGGUCAAAAGGCUUCCGGAUAAUCCCUCGGACGAUGACUUCACGUCAGCCUAUGAAGAAGUCAACUCGGCUACACGAACGGCAGGUCAAUCCAUCAAGUCGAAAGCACAGGCCAUCAGGGCAUGGAAGCAAAGCUUUGAUGAGGAGACGUUCAACUUGGUUAAAGCCGCUUCUGAUUCUACCCUGGAGGUCAUCGAUAACAUCCGUGACCUCGGACUUCAGGAGAUUGGUAUGCGUUGGGCCUGGAUGGAAGGCGUCACGUACAAAGACUGGGCGAAGUAUCAUGCUCUCAAGAAGACCUUCGAUGAGUGGCGCGACGAGGUCCAGGCUACUGCCAUGGAGCACGAAGGCCUCCACAAGGCGAAGCAUGAGGGCCACAAGAUCGAAGAGGAAGCCAUGAAGAUCGCGGAAGAAGCGGCCAAGGAGCUCGCUAGACUCAAGGAUGUCGCAAAGUGGAAGAUAUACGCGCAGGACGACACCGACGACUUCAGCACCAAGAUCAUCCCUGCUGUGGCGGCUAACAUUUACCAAAAGGUCGUGGGCAAGGUCAGUGAUGCGAGCUCGGCCGUCGCCGGAAGUACACAAGGCACGAUGGAAUCCGUCGCUUCCUCAGUAUCUAAGGCUGCCGCUGACGCUGUGUCAACCGCCUCAUCUGCGGUAGUCGGAACGGAGACGGGCAGUGUAGAGAGCGCUGCGUCGAAGGUAUCAGAAGCUGUUGUCGGCUCCCAGGCGGCAACUGACAGCAUUGCGUCUGUGGUAAGCUCAAAGGCUAGCGACGCAUCUGCUGGGGCACAGAGUGUUCUUUCAGCCGCGAAGUACAAGAAGGACCAAGCUAGCGCUUCCAUAAUCGGCACACCUCCACCAGUGCACGAGUCUUUGGCCUCGGAAGCUUCUUCCAGUCUGUCGUCCGCAUCCUCGAAAGCAUCGUCGAACCUGCACUCCGCAUCGUCUGAAGCAUCUUCCAGCCUCAGCUCUGCCUCAUCUGCUGCGUCGCAAGCGUACUCAUCCGCGACGAAGCCAUCCAAGAAGGUCUGGGGUGGCGCUAUGGCGGAAGUUGUCACCGUAUCAAAGAUCGUUAUCGAAGACGACAUCGUAGAGGAUGACACCUCGUAUUCAGAGAAGAUUCAGAACAUCGUUAGUGGUGCUGGCGACCGGGCAGCAGAUCUCACAAGAGCCAUCAGUGAGGCACUCAUGCAGCCGGCGACUGCGACCGGCACGCAGGGGAGUGUCGAAUCAAUCACCUCAUUGGCUAGCGAACAGUACGAGAAAGCGAUGUCUGCGGCAUCGAGCAUACUUUACGGGACGGAGCAGGGCACUGCUGAGAGCCUGUCGAGUGUCGCAGCCGACAAGUACGCCCAAGCUGUUACAGCAGCUUCGUAUGCUAUCUACGGCACGCCAACGCCGGCCAGCCAAUCCCUGGCCGCAGAGGCCAGCUCCCGCUACGACGACGCUGUCAAGCUUGCUCAGAGCCAAUACGCCGCCGCUCAGUCCCGCAUCUCGGAGCAAGUCUACGGCACGCCGAAGCCUGUACACGAAGAGAUGCUAUCCUCAGUCCAGCAAGCCUAUUCGGGGUCUCUGUCAGCGGCCAGCGAGAAGCUCCAGGCCGCCUUGGCUUACACCGAGAGUGUUAAGAGCAUGGCAUCCAGUCCUACGCCAGGAGCGCUUGAGUCUAUCUCUGCCAUCGCCUCGUCGCGUCUUGCUGAAGGCUUAAGCCUUGCAUCCGCACAGUAUACGAGUGCUAAGAUUGCCGUCGGUGCUCAGCCUACUCCCGCUCAUCAGCAAUACAUGGCGGAUGCGCAACGGCGGUACUACGAAGGCAUAGGCAUGGCACACGCACGCUACUCCGAGUUCGUCGACGCUGCCUCAAGUGCGAUAUACGGUACACCGACUCCCGCCUACCAGAGCCUCAUGGACCGGGCUUCCAGUUCGGUGAUCGGCACUUCGACCCCAGCAUACCAGAGCGUGCUCUCAGCCGCACAGAACCAAUACGAGGCAGCCGUUGACGCCGCAUACUACAACUACCAAGCGCUCCUCCGCUCAGCCAGUUCGGCAGCCGGCAAGUCCCCGGCCCAAAGCCUCGUAGACUCCGCUUCCUCCCAGUAUGACUCCGCCGUCUCCGUCGCUGCCGCCGCCCUCUCCUCAGCCUCCUCGCAUGCAAGCACAGCCAUCUACGGCACUUCCACCGGCAGCCUUGAAUCAGUCGCGUCCGCCAUCUCCGAGCGCGCCGAGUCCGUCGCCUCGGUCGCCAGCUCCGGCGUCGUGGGCUCCGAGACCGGCUGGACCGAAUCGGUCGCCUCGCAGGCCUCGCAGAACUGGGAGGCACUGGUCUCGAAAGCCAGCGAACAGGUCUACGGCCAGCCAACCCCCUUCACGGAAUCGAUGAUGUCGCAAGCCGGUGCCUACGGCGCCCAAGCCACCGAGGCAGCUGCGGCCCAGUUCGCGGCGCUGCAGGGCUACGUCGCGGAACUGGUCGCAGGCCGCGAACCAGACUUCACGGAGAGCGUCAUGAGUCGCUUCAGCUCGGCGUACCACACCGGCUACGGCGCCAUGGCCUCCUCGGCCAGUUCCUACGUCGCCGACACAUACAACUCGGCGUCCUCGGCCGUGUCCUCCGUCUUCACGCCCCCGGCGACGCUCGAAGCCAUCCUCGGCUCCGCGAGCGACCAGAUCAACGCCGCCGUCGAGGCGGCCAGCGUCCAGAUGUACGGCACUGAGAAGGGGACGAUCGAGCAGGCCACCGAGGCCGCGGCGAGCGCGUACGGCUCCGUCCGGUCCAGAGCCAGCGAGGCGAUGCACGGCACCCAGCCUUCCUACGCCGAGGCGGCGCAGGCGUCCUUCGCGGAUGUUGCGGCGUCGGCGCAGAGCGCGAUCAGUGCUGCCAUCUACGGCACCCCGACCGGCACCGUCGAGGCUGCGACGAGUGGCGCCGCGAGUGUGUAUUCCUCGCUUUCCGAGGCGGCGGGCGAUAGUCUCUCUGCGGCGGGCGAGGCGGUGGGGGAUAGUCUCGCUGCUGCUACGUCCGCGGUGGGCGACUCCUCGGCGGUCAGCUCGGCGGUCUACGGGCCCGAGCAAGGCGCCGUGGAGAGCGCGAGCAGUAGGCUUGCGGCUGCGCUGGAGAGCGCGAGGGCCAGGUUGGCGGAGAUGGCGGAGGCGAGUUCGGGGACUGUGGGCCGGAAGCUCGAGGAGGCGAGGAGUGGGGUCGAGGAGAUGGCGAGUAGUGUGAGCAGUGCGGCGGCGAGCGUUACGGGCAGGGCGAGGGACGAGUUGUAG
Messenger RNA from Coniosporium apollinis CBS 100218, 4563 nucleotides. RefSeq lists its product as uncharacterized. The coding region runs from base 1 to 4563 and encodes 1520 amino acids. The transcript has 4 exons. Gene Ontology annotation, biological process: protein transport. The record is from RefSeq and is a predicted model, not a curated record. Lineage: Eukaryota; Fungi; Ascomycota; Dothideomycetes.